Messenger RNA from Myzus persicae (green peach aphid), 1469 nucleotides. RefSeq names its product protein ALP1-like. NCBI's taxonomy places the organism in Eukaryota, Metazoa, Arthropoda, Insecta, Hemiptera, Aphididae. The transcript has 3 exons. The coding region runs from base 640 to 1431 and encodes 263 amino acids. The record is from RefSeq and is a predicted model, not a curated record.
CCGUGUCCUACGUAAAUACGGCAAAUCCGAUAAUCGCAAUACGAUGCGACCGAUCCGAUACGAUUUCGUCAUCCGAUAUUGCGGCGAUCGGACACGUGGCAAACGUGAGAUCGCAUUAACUGACAAUAGUCGUGCGACGGUUUUGUAGGUAGAAGGAACAUUGUACAUGCUAAUAUUCGUUUAAAAACAUUAAUCAUGCCUUUAACAACACUACAAAACAAAAUGCUUCUGACUGAAAAUUCGGUACUUAAGUAUUUAUUAUAUAAAAGGUACAAAAAAAUUAAAAAAUCGUAUCUUACCAGAGCUAUCAUUUUAAAAGACCGAAUGAUUUUUGGUGAGUUUUACCAUUUAUAUAACCAAGUACGUUGUGAUGACGCCUUAUUUCGAUCGUAUACAAGGAUGUCAGUUGCAACAUUUGACUAUAUAGUUGAAAUAAUACGACCAGAAUUUGAUCUAAAGUCAACAAAUUUUCAAGAUCCCAUACCAGUUGAAGAAAGAUUGGUUGUAACAAUUAGGUACUUGGCGACUGGACUAGCAUUUAGACAACUAGCAAUGGCAUUUAGAAUAUCUAAGACUGCAGUGUCUAAUAUAGUGAUCUAGGUGUGUAUAGCUUUAUGGAAUUCAUUAAAAAACAAGCAUAUGUCUACUCCUACAGUAGAUGAUUUUAAAAAUAUUGCAAACGAAUUUUAUAAGAAAUGGAAUUUUCCAAAUUGUGUUGGAAGUUUAGACGGAAAACAUAUCCGUAUGAAAUGUCCGAAAAACUCCGGGAGCAUGUUUUUCAACUAUAAACAAUACUACUCUAUUGUUUUAAUGGCAGUAGCUGAUGCCAACUAUAGAUUUGUUAUGAUAGAUGUUGGUUCGUACGGUAAAGAUAGCGACGGCAGCGUCCUGUGUAAUACACAGUUUUAUCAACGUCUGGAAAAUGGUACAUUAAAACUGCCAAAACUGAGUAACUUGCCUAAUUCAAAUCUUAAAGCACCGUAUGUAUUUGUUGGUGACGAAGCUUUCCCGUUACGCAAUUAUAUAAUGAGACCCUUCCCUAGACAACAAUUAGCAUCAGCUAAUGAUAAAAAACAUUAUAACUAUCGUCUUUCUAGGGCAAGAAUGACUAUUGAGUGCGCUUUUGGCAUUGCAUCUUCUAAAUUUAGAAUACUUCAAAAAUCAAUUGAAACUAAAGUUGAGAAUGCAGAUCAUAUUGUGAAAGCUAUAUGUAUAUUACACAAUGUAAUAAUUGAUAGAGAGAACGAAUCUUCGCGUCAAUGUACCAUCAUAUCGGAAAAUUUUAACAUUGCAAAUGUACAAGAAAGUAAUAAAAUAAUGAGACUCCGUGCCAACAGAUCUAACAAUCGUGCUUCCCGUACUGCUAUUGAUAUUAGAAAUAUAUUUGUAGAGUUUUUUAAAACUAAUAAUAUUACUGAAACAAAUAUGUAAGUAAAAUAUAUGUACCUAAUUAAUAUUGUAGUAAUUUU